Messenger RNA from Anneissia japonica, 1147 nucleotides. RefSeq lists its product as uncharacterized. Bases 120 to 593 code for a protein of 157 amino acids. The transcript has 8 exons. Lineage: Eukaryota; Metazoa; Echinodermata; Crinoidea; Comatulida; Comatulidae. The record is from RefSeq and is a predicted model, not a curated record.
AGAUAGUAAGAAUAUUGAUCAAGAAUCUGUUGUUUCCGACACUGAAAGCUUUGUUAUAUCACCCCCAUGUAGGCUUUUGUAUCCUCUAAAAUACAUUCUAUGGUUUUCCUUUACCGAUUAUGGUGAGAAGAUUGAUCAAGAGUCGGUUGUUUCAGACAUUGAUACCUUUGCUAGAUCACGCCGAGAUGGUGAGAAUAUUGAUCAAGAAUCAGUUGUUUCAGACAUUGAUGCCCUUACUAGAUCACCUCCAGAUAUUGAAAAUGUUGACCAAGCACCUGUCAGUGAUUCUGUACAAUCACCAGAUAGUAAGAAGAUUGAUCAAGAAUCUGUUGUUUCCGACACUGAAAGCUUUGUUAUAUCACCACCAGAUGGUGAGAAGAUUGAUCAAGAAUCGGUUGUUUCAGACAUUGAUACCUUUGUUAGAUCUCCUCCAGAUAGUGAAAAUGUUGACCAAGCACCAGUCAGUUAGUGAAAAUGUUGACCAAGCACCAGUCAGUGAUUCUAUACAACCACCAGGUUCUAAACAAAAAAACCCCACAGACCAUGUCCGUUUUGUGGAGUUCUUCAAAGUAGACUCAGCAAGCACAUGUUGACUAAACACAAAGAUACCCCUGGCAUUGUACGUGCUUUAAAACUUCCUGAAAAAGAAAAUUUAAAUGUCUUAGGUUACAAGGAAUUUACAAGCACAAUGAACACUUAAUAAAGAGUGGUAAGACCUCAGAGUUGAUGACCCAGAGAAAGCUAAACAAAGAGACGCCCCUUUUAGUUUGCAGUUGCUGUAAAGGGUACUUUAGCAGACGUUUUUUCUUUGGCACCACAAAAAAGCAUGCAACAAAGAUUCAAUUGAAAUGGCAUCACCAUUACCAACCUCCCUCUUCAGACCCCUACCCAGUUUUGUGUCUGAUGAAUUUAAAUUCCAAAUUUUGAGAAGAUUUCGUGAUAGUGAGAUUGGACCUUGCUGCAGAGAAGAUCCAAUUAUUUGCCUGUUUGGAAAAACGCUCUACACAAAAAUGAAAAGAAAACAAGAUAAACAUGUUGAGGUACAGAAAUCAAUGAUGUCAGAUAUGAGGAAGGUUGCUACUCUAUACCUUGAGUUUAAAAAUUUGAAAGAUGAGUAUGACCUGACGGCAGAUGAAGGAGAAAUGUU